This is a messenger RNA of Dunckerocampus dactyliophorus (ringed pipefish), 15661 nucleotides long. Its product is annotated as pleckstrin homology domain-containing family A member 5-like. The record is from RefSeq and is a predicted model, not a curated record. Bases 7042 to 11352 code for a protein of 1436 amino acids. Lineage: Eukaryota; Metazoa; Chordata; Actinopteri; Syngnathiformes; Syngnathidae. Gene Ontology annotation, cellular component: cytosol. Gene Ontology annotation, molecular function: protein binding; phosphatidylinositol-5-phosphate binding; phosphatidylinositol-3,5-bisphosphate binding. The transcript has 31 exons.
CAGAUUUACCAACAGGAUGGGAGGAAGGAUACACAUUUGAGGGUGCUCGCUGCUUCAUCAAGUAAGGCAUUCAGCUGUAUUUUUCUUCCUUUGUGUUUCCCUGUGCUGUGUGUAUUACGUUUGUUGGCAAUCAUGUUUCAUUUACUGGGUAAUGGCAGAUUGUGGGGUUUUUUUGUGUUGAUUAUUUUUAUGGGCUAAACGGGAGAAUGGCUCAUCAAUUAGAUCACAAUUGUCGUCAAUGCAGUGAAUGAUUACCCCUCGAUUGCAUGUGCUUAAUUGCCUCUGUGGAUGUAGGUUGGCUGGACGUGGGUGUGUGGGUAUGCUGGUUUAUCUAUAUGUGCUUGGGGCACAUGUACAUUCAUGUGUGUCUGCAGAUGGGUAACCAUGACAACAGCAGCCCAAAGCAGGGAUAUGGUGGCAGGCACGGAACCUGUGUGCCAUCCUUUUCUCUCAGUAGAAAGAGAUGCCGAGAUUACACGUCUCUUCAUUUCCUCUUCACCCGGUCCAUUUUUUCAUACUCAGUCAUUUUACGUCUUGUUUUCAUUCAGAAUGCGCAUGCAGUCAUUCACUACACAGUGCAACCCAUUUCUGUCGACACCCCUCGGACUGGCUGACCGGUGUCGACAUAAGCGGUUGUCGACGUAACCGAAAUGGAAACCAGAACUAGCCAUUGCUUGCGCAUUUAUUUUGUCCAGAGACAGAAGAACGGCCAAUAAUUCUGGAUUUUUGACAUGGUUUUCCUAAUUUCUAAUGGCCUAUUUCUUGUAGUAUAUUAAAGUUGCUCCAGAAAACAACAAAAAGACACAAAUAUUAUUAUAUAUUAUUGAUAUUUUAGCUAGGGGUGUCCCCAUCCGAUAUUGAUAUCGGAUAUAAAAUAAAUCCCAGAUUAUAUUGGCCUGCAUCUAAAAUCUCAGAUACAAGCAGUUGAUUCCGGACUCCAUCCAGCACGUCUAUCCAGCAGCAGCAGGAUAGAGCUCAUGUGAUUACAACAACAGCGUGUCUUAGCAGAGUAGCAAGGAGUGGGAGUGAUGUCAGCCAUGUGUGUUUUUUUUUUUUUUUUUGAAGACGUCACUGAGUGCAAAACUUUCAAGUUUUCCUGUGGUGGCACAGAAACGGGGAAGUUUAACACGACCAAACUCAUCGCAUAUUUGAAGCAGCGUCCCACAGGAAACUCCCACAGGAUGACAAGAAGUCAUUAGCUAUAACAGAAAAGAUGGCCAGCCCCUACCCUAGCAGCCACGACAUAGUGGAUAAAACUAUACCCCAGAUGAAGUAAAUGGGUUUGUUUUUCUCUUACUUAAUGUUGCUCAUUAUUGUGCUUUGUUUGAGUAAUAUCACUUGAUCAAGCCUUUUUUUUAACAUUCCAAACUACAAAAUGUGUAAAAAGUAUGUAUGAUUUGUGCUGAUAUUGGAUUGAAAUCCGUAUCGGCUAAUAUUCAAGGCCGCAAUAUUGGUAUCUGCUCGGAAGUGAAAAAGUUGGAUCGGGACUCGGCCUGUCACGAUAAGAAAUAUAACAAAAAUAUUGACGAUAUUCGAUAAUUUCGUCAUAUUUUUGAUGCCAUUUUUCAUAGAUCAUGAGGUGUAAUGCACAUUUGAACCACUAAAUGGUACUCAAGUAUAGCGUAUAGCUUCAGUCAGUCACUUGCUUGACACACAAGUUGAGAUCAUUUUUUCAUUAUUUUUAUGGCAUAAUGCGAGUACAUCGUAUGAAAUGCAAUAAACUUUAAUUGAUCAAGAGUAUUUAUUAUAAUCGGAAUGUCAAGAUGGCAUUUCUGUGUGGAGUUUGCAUGUUCUCCCUGUGCGUGCGCGGGUUUUCUCCCGGUACUACGGUUUCCUCCCACAUUACAAUAACAUGCAUGUUAGGUUAAUUGGCAACUCUAAAUUGUCCAUAGGUAUGAAUAUGAGUGUGAAUGGUUGUUUGACUAUAUGUGCCCUGCGAUUGACUGGCGACCAGUCCAGGGUGUACCCCGAAGUCAGCUGGGAUAGGCUCCACCAUACCCACGCGACCCUAAUGAGGAGAAGCGGCAUAGAAAACGGGCGGAUGGAUGGAAUGUCAAGAGGUUUUAAAUACAAAACAUUAAACAAACAUAAACAAAAAAUUUAAAAAAAAAUCGUUCUCCCAGGCAAAUAGCAAUCGUACUGUCUGUCAAACAUUUCUAACAUUUUCCGAAAUGUUGGCUUUUCCACCGUAUUGAAUGGUUGCAUUUUUUUUGCGUUCGCCUUAGAAACUACCGCUUCUGUGCUUUGAUUCAUGUUAGCAUAUGUUGUCUCAGGGCUAAUUUGGUCGUCCAGUGCCACCCGCCUGGCUCACUAGUAGCCCCGCCUCCACAAAGAUGUUGAAUGAGAGGGCAGAGGGAUCACUCUCAGCAUUCAUUCCACGACAGAAUCAAUGCGCACAGACAGAUGAAGAGUGAACCCUCUUGUCAUCCAGCUUGUGUAGCACAGAAAGACCAGCAGAUGGAGCACACACACACACACGCACAUACAUGUCAAUUUAGCACUCAUAAUUAUCCACCUGGGUUUUUUAUAUCAUUAGGCCUAAUCGGGACACACCUACUGUUAGUAGAUCAGCUUUCUGCAUGCAGUUUGUUUUAAUACACACAAACCUUUAGUAGAUCAGGCCCUGUUUUUACUGUUUUAUUGUGUUUUAUUGUUUUUACUUUUCACAGUGGUUAACUUAUUACAGCAUUUCCACACUUAUACAAUCGUGAAGAAUGUUAAAAACGUACUGGUGACAGUCUGACCCUAGAACUGAUCAAUGCUAUUUUCAGUAUGUCCUAUGAGGAAACAAACAAAACUAAUGUCAGUGGUACGUGUGUUUGACCUUGGAUGUUUUUCCUGUAAAUGCCCCAUUUGCUGCAUUACAUUGGUAAUGUGAUUUCAUUUAUUCUUGGUUUAUGGAUAAUUUAUGGUGUUGAGGUGAAAACAAACUGAAGGUUUGCCACUUGUAGUUCAUGUGUAUUUUUCAAGGUGUCCAGCUGCAUUUCGGUUACUGGGAAUACACCAAACCGAUGUCAACGGAGGAAUGGCAGAAAUGACAAAAGAACUGAAUAUCUUUAAUAGCUGUUUCUCUGGGCUUGGAAGAAAGCAGUUUAUGCGUUCACUGGUUGUUUAGAUGACUGCUUGAUAUUCAUCUGGAGUGCUGCACAGCACCACUGAAAACUCUGCACUGUGUGUUUUGUGAACAAAAAACAGACAUGGGAUUCAUAGCAUUUUUGACACAAAUCCAGGCACAUGACAAAAGAGGCAAGCAUUGUUUUUAGCCCAUCUAGAAUAAGCAUUUGGCGAUAGUUUGAAACACUUGGGACGACUAUUGGAUUUAAGUGUGUUAAUUGAUCUACUGGAUUGCAAGCAGCAAAUGUUGGCAGCUGUGAUAUAGGGCAGCAUUUGCAAGUUUACAGUAUGAUGUCUGCAAUGUCAUCGGCAUUUUACAAGCUUUGUAAAUCAACAACAUAUUUUUUCCGCAAUGCAAUCUUCCUGUUUUGACUCGCUUCGCUCUUCUUUUCUGUGUGGCCGCUAAAUUGCUGCUGUCACACCAGCUGAGAUUGUCCCUGCAAAGGUAUCAAAAUGCAAGUGGGAAUCCACACAGAGUCGAAUUCUGCCUUUGUUGCCAAGCAACGCAAGAGUGUGUCAGAUUGUGUAUUGUUUUUUGGGGGGGGGGUUUUUGGUAGGGUUGUAGAGAGCUGUGCACCUUCUUGUACACCCUCUUCAAUAUAAUUAUGUUGUAUGCGUCAUUCUAGCAGCACGACGGAAUCAUGGGUAGCAUGUCUGCCUCACAGUCAGGAGAUCCGGGUUAUAAGAAUAGGAAUAGGAAUAUCAUGAGGGUUUUCUCCGGGUGAUCCGACUUCCUCCCAAAGCCUAAAAACAUGCAUGUUAGGCUGAUUAGAUGCUCCAAGGUGUGGAUGUGCGUGUGAAUGGUUGGUGACCAGUCCAGGGUGCACCCAACCUCUCGCCUGAGAAAAUGGAGGCUAUAUUGUAAGAUUACAGUACUAGCAAGAAUAAUGCGGUGUUCUUUGAAUAACACAUUUGAAUGAAUGAUGAUUUCUAAACUAGUUAUCCUCAGUUUGUUGGAAAAAAUAAUAAUGAUACCAGGGUUUUUUGAAGCUGUGGUGGUGGGCUACAUUGUCAUUAAAUACAGGUGUCGCGUUUGAAUCGAACACUUAAAUAUUCUUUGGUGAACUACUCAACAACAGCUGAUUGAGCUUUUGGAGACCCCUGUGAUAGCAUCACUGUCUAAAUCUGUACACACGACGUGAUUCUGUUGCACAACUUUGUCACACAAAUAGCGUUUUUAAGACAAGCCAUAAGUAUUAUAAAUGAUAACGAGAGCAACAUGGUGAUCGUAGCUCGUAGCUUGCCCGACCAAAACGAGCUAGCUAGAUGCAGGCAUGUCCACAAAAAUGCCAGAAAGUGGAAUGAGAUUGAAACGUGAGCGAUCACACACGCUGGCAUAGGUAGGCUUACCAUGUGACACACUGUCGUCAGUUGACUAUACAUGUUUGGGUUAUUGUUCAUUCUACCCAUAAUAAGAAAAAAAAGUGAACGUCAACAGAAGACGUGUCGCGUAUCUGGUCACAUACACUAUACCGAGUGCCAGUAAGGCAGACAGGUGAUUCCGGUGUACGCUAUUUAUACUGUAUAUGUACUGUAUCCGAAAAGCAUAUGUAGAUCUGUUCAUACAAUAUAAUACUCUGGCGUCUUUUAUUUUGUAGUGGCGCACCACCACAAUCAGUUACAUGCAGCGGAAACCCUGGAUAUACUAAUCAAAUGCUGGUGCACUUACAGUAUUUAAUAAUAUAAUGAGAUGUUUAUACAUCUUGAACAGCAUAACUAUUAAAGUUGUGUAAAAGCCCCUUGAGUACAGCCAUGACUCAGAUGUGGUCCGUGAUGAAAACAUGUUUGACAUCCCUGGACUCAGGUAAUGAAAUCCUGGCAGUUUAUAAAUCCUGGAUGGGUGCAUUUUAGUUCCAAAAAGAGUACAUGUUUGGGGAAAAGAAAACAUUUGGUCACACAUUUAACUCAAUUGAAUGUGACAGAAAUAGAAUGUACAGAGCAUGACCAAGUGGUUAAAUGUCACUGAGACAGAUUACUUGGACCAUGCCUACUGUCAGGGUGGUGUUGGGAUCAGGGGAUAGUAACUCAAGAGCAUAUAGCCUCAUUGUUCUGUAAUAUGCGGAAACUGGCCUCUUUUUAUUCCUGCCUUUUUUGCUUGUGUUUGACAUUUGUUCAUGCCGCUACAUGUAAUUGUAAAAUAAAAGCCGCCACACCUUUUAAAGCUUCAAAAAAUAAGAGGGGAAACCCUGCCAUGCAUAAAUUGCAUCUUGCUAACUGCUUGCUGCAGUGAUAUCUAAUAGCAGAAUAAAACUUCAGUGUCUCUUCUUGUGAACACUGUUACACUGGAGUUACAAUUUUUCAUCUGUCAUAUUUUAGGGCACACUCACACCGGAUCGGUUUGCAUGAAGGUAGCAAAGACUCUGGCCUAGUGUGACCAAGAGUCUCCAAAUGGAACACCUAAUCCUAACUUUAGAACAAAACCUGUGUAAAAUACUGCAUUUUUGGAUUAGUUACGAACUCAUGCAUACUGUGUUUUCCAGUCAAUACUUACAAAAUAGUUACUACGAAGGCAUGUUUCUGGGGUUCGAGGACAGCUUUACAUUUACCUUGGCUACUUUUUAAAGCAAAAAAUCCAGGAAUUACAUUAGAAGGGGUUAAUUGUAAUUACGGUAAUAUUGUAGUAUGGUAAAAAAAAAAAAAUGUUCGCAAUGUAUAUGAUUACAAGGAUUGGAUUUUUCAGUAUGUAGCCCAUAGUGUAGAGCCCUGGUCUACACUAUUUCAGCAUCAUCAGCCAACUCAAAUACUUAAGCAAACAAUAUCAAAGUUUUCCAAUCCACACAUCGAGCAUCAAAUCCAUGCAUAUUUCUUGUCGCAAUAAGCAAUUUCUGAUUUUGCCUCUUUAUUUAAUCUAUACCAUUUACAAUAUACACAAAUCUUUAUUCACACUUAUACUGUAUGUGAUCUAAUUUGUAAAUGAAAAUCAUUGGUAUGACGUCUGACACGUUGUCCUCGCUCUCCUUGUCCCCCAGAGAGCCUCGUCAGACAGGGCGAGUUAGCUCCGCUGCCCUUUUUCCACCCACUGACAGCUGACACAACAGCGAGCCUUGCUGGCCAUCAUUCAUCAGCUCGCGGGAGGAGGGAUCGUGUUAAUUCAUAGACUUUUCUAUUGACUCACCUUUAUUACGUUCAUGCAUGUGCUGGCAAGUCAGUGAUCUUGCUGUGUUUUUGUCUUUUUGUUCAUUUCUCUUAAAAUCCACUGUCUACUGCUCUUCCAUGACGUCUGAAAGACCAUUGGGAAUGUCUUUUAAAGGAGAAAAAAAAAACAAAGAACAAGUGAAUAAAAAAAAAAUGCAAUUAAAAAUCACAUUUAAUAUAUUGUUUUAAAUGGAAAAAUACAAUUUAAAAAAUGUUUCUUGAAAGUAGAACAAGACAAUGAGGAGCAAUAAUAAUGAUAAUAAUAAUAAAAAGCAGUGUGAUUUCUUUAAAACAUAAGCACAUGGCCAUGACCAUGCUGUGUGUGUUUGCGUGGGUGUGAGACAAAUCAUCUCAGAGAAUCGCAAUAUCAUUUUUAGGUAAGAAAAGGGGGAUUCACAUAUUUUGCAGAAUAUGCUUUUUGCAGAGACAAUACAAAUAUGUAUUUUUGCAGCACAUCUGACAGCUUGGUUUUGCUGUCUUCACCGGUCAGCGUCCUUUUGGGACCUAGAACAGCUUUGACAUAUCUGAAUAAUAGCACAGUGGUGACUUGGGCAGAAUAUUAGAAGAGGAGAGAGAAAGGCAGUGAGUGCUGUUAAGCAGCGACUUGCACUCGCAGCAUCACUGCCUUCUCUCAGGGAAAAAAAGCCCAUGGACAAGGCAGACAUCCUCUGCUCGCUUGGCUGUUUAACUCGUAACAAUUUCUACUAUUCCUCCGUCACAAUGAGCGAAAGGUGACCUGCAAGCACCCCGUAUCAGGAGCCCCCUCCCAAGACAACUGCAUCUUUGUUGUAAAUGAACAUGCGAAAUAUGGAAAGCUUGUGCAUCCUGAUAAGCCCCUUGAGGCUGACACCAGCUCCAAAGACAGAGCAGGAGCAGGAAAACGGCGGUAGUAAGAAGGACCGUCCCAUGAGCACCAUGAGCGAAGCGUCCAACUACACAGGUGGCUCGGACAACAGCACCUUUGCUGAGAGCCCUGCCACCACUGUGACUAUCUCUUCUUCGUUCACACGGCCCUCCAGGUCUUCCAAAAAAAUUCACAACUUUGGCAAGAGGUCCAACUCCAUCAAGAGGAACCCCAAUGCCCCAGUUGUCAAAAGUAACUGGCUUUACAAACAGGACAGUACAGGCAUGAAGCUGUGGAAGAAGAGGUGGUUUGUUCUCUCCGACAUGUGCCUUUUCUACUACAGAGAUGAAAAAGAAGACACCAUCCUUGGCAGUAUCCUGCUGCCGAGCUUUCACAUCUCCAUGCUGUCCGUGGAUGACCACAUCAGCAGGAAAUAUGCUUUUAAGGCCACUCACCCCAAUAUGAGGACGUACUAUUUCUGCAGCGACACGGCCAAAGAAAUGGAGUCCUGGAUGAAAGUCAUGACCGAUGCAGCCCUUGUCCACAGUGAACCUGUCAAAAGGUUGAACAAGAUGAAAGUAGAUCAGCGAGUGCCUCAGGAGAUGAACAACGUACUGAAUAACAGACUCUUCCGCCGACCUGAGAUUGAAAACAAUGAACGAAAUCGGGAGCCUGUUCAUCAACACUCCUUAUCAUGGACGGAUGACAAACAGCUAAAAGAUGCAGAUAAACUCCACAGCCAGAAGGAGCAAGAGUGCUACACGUUACAGAAUGACAGGGAGAGGUACUGUUUAAAGCAAGACGGAGUGAGCUACAUGCUGCAGAAGGAUGGUGAUAAAUAUCUCGUCCACAAGGGAGGUGAAAAGCACUUGGUGCGAAAGGAUGGAGAAAAGUACUCUGUUCACAGGGACCUGGAAAAGUGCUCAGUUCAGAAAGUGGAUGAAAAAUACACAGCGACACCAACCGACGAAAAAUAUGCUCACACUAAAGUUGGUGAUAAAUAUUUUGUCUCAAAAGAUGGAGAGAAAUACACGCUGCAAAAAGUGGGAGACCGGGCCAAUCUUAUGAAAGACACACAGAAAUACAUCCCUCAAAAGGAAGUGAGGAGACAGCUUUCAUUAAGGGAGACACCAAAUAAAUAUGGUACAUUACAAAUUGUGGACAAAUACGGCACUGUGAAGGAAGUGAGGAAGUAUAGCACACUACGAGAAGGGGAUAAAUACGCUACCCUUAGAGACUUGGAAAAGUAUGCUACGCUUCGUUAUGGGGAUAAAUACCGUUUUCAGCAAGAUCCCAUGGCAGAGAUGUCUCGCACUAAACUCAAGCUGCAGCCAGCUCAGGCAGCUGCCAUUGCAGCCGCUGUGUCUGCAUCCCGCCAAGGCCACCAGGCCAACAUCACCCCACCAAAGCCUGCACACGUCAAUGGAUCAGGGUCAGGAGAUCAUGCAAGCGACUGCAGCCUGACAGUGGAACACGGAAGCCAGGCCACCAUUCAAGCAACUCCAGUUCAGGAACAAGAGAGGUUGUCCAGAAACAGCUCCACUCAGCAAUUGGAGCACUUGGCCCGAAUACACAGGGCUCGAGGGACGGAAGAGGACACCAGAAGCGUUACAUCCUACCAGACCUUACCGAGAAACAUGCCUAGCCACCGUGCUCAGCUUGUUCCCAGAUACCCAGAGGGCUACCGCACACUACCCCGCAACAGCAUGAUAAGGCCUGACAGUAUCUGCAGUGCAGCAGGCUCUGUGUAUGACCGAGCUCUGCGACCUGCAUCCACAAGCACUGUCACCACGGCAGAAAAGAGGAGAUCGAUGAGGGAUGACACCAUGUGGCAGCUCUACGAGUGGCAACAGAGGCAGGCCUUCUCCAGGCAAAGUCUGGCUCAGCCAACAGGUCAUUAUGGUACCCUUGCCAGCACAAAGACAAUGGGCAACAUAUCAGAACAUGCCGCAGUACACUCCAUUCCCCCCUCACCAUCUCACGGGUCAUUGGCCCUCUACAACACCCUCCCCACUCCCUGCCAGCAAAGUGUUACCAACGCCAACAGCUCCCUCUCAGAGGUGCCAUCACCAAUCAUAAGAGAAGAUGGGACACUUGACCGCCGGCACAGGACACACCUCGCCAAGUUUGGAAGCACACUAGAUCGCCGACCCGUUGUAGCCGGUGUUCCAUCUCAGCCCAUUACUCCUCAGUCAUUACAAGGGAAGACGCCUGAGGAACUCACACUGAUGCUGAUCAAGCUUCGCCGGCAGCAGGCAGAGCUCAACAGCCUGCGGGAGCACACGGUAGCCCAGCUAAUGGCCCUGGGCAUGGAGGGGCCCAACCCCAAGACUGAUGUUCUUUCCCACCAUCUUCAGAGGAACCUUGUUUACCUGCAAAACCAGAAAAAAGAGAACGAACCUCUUAUCUUCAUGAUUCACACUAUGAUCGAGAACUCGGCACCAAGGCCGCAACUCUACCAGCAAAUCAGUCCAGAUGACUACAAAGAUGGUUACUUUGUCCAACACAGAGAAGACAUAGAUGCCAAACUAAGCAGAUUAUGUGAGCAGGACAAAGCAGUGAGGAUGCAAGAGGAGAAACUGCAUCAGCUACAUCGAGAAAAGCACACUCUGGAGACAGCACUCCUGUCUGCCAGUCAGGAGCUAAGUGAACAGAGCAAUUCCAGUACUUUAGCCACACAAAGCUUGGUUCAGCAGAGAGAUGUGCUACAAAACGGUCUGCUGAGCACCUGCAGAGAACUGUCUCGAGUCAAUACGGAGCUGGAAUGCUCGUGGAGGGAGUACGAUAAGUUGGAGGGUGAUGUCACUUUGGCCAAGUCUAACCUACUGGAGCAGCUGGAAGCCCUGGGCAGCCCACAGACAGAACCUCCAAGCCAGCGGCACAUUCAGAUCCAGAAGGAGCUAUGGAGGAUCCAGGAUGUGAUGGAGGCACUGAGUAAAAAUAAACCACAGCGCAGCACAGACAGUAAUUUGCCUGAUUCCAAGCCACUCUCUAGUCUACAAAAGAAUGAGGCAGUGACGUUGCUGCCACUCAGUCCUCUCAAGGACGACCACGGCAUUCCCCCUCGUCCACCACUUCCACAGUACUACUAUUCAUCAGAGCACCCCCUUCACAUGCACCCCCACCAUCCAAACUCCAGCAGCCGUCCACCCCCUUACACACAACGUCCUGAGGACCGCAAAACCGGCUCUAGGAAUGGCACACACAGUGUAAGAGCAACCGAAAAGCAAGGUCCAGACUAUCGGUUAUAUAAGAGUGAACCUGAGCUGACCACAGUCAAAGAGGAAGUGGAUGAAGCCAACGGCGAGAACAAGGACAAGAAUGAAAGUGCCCCGGAGAAUGACGACAUUGUGCCCUCAAAAGCUGUGCCCCCCUACCCAGUGGGCAUUGUUGCACCUAGGACCAAAUCUCCCAUGAGCCCUCCUGAGUCCACCACUAUUGCUUCCUACGUGACACUGAGGAAGACCAAAAAGCCUGAAUCCAGAUCGGAUCGUCCCAAAAGUGCAGUAGAUCAGGUCGGCUAUGGGGAGAGAGAAGUGGGCAGACCCAGGAUGAGUGUUGAGGAGCAGUUGGAAAGGAUGAGGAGACACCAGGAGGCCUCUUCUCUUCGAGAGAAGAGGAGAGAGGCCCUAUCCCGCUCACAGUCUUUUAGCAAAGAUGACCCCUAUGUUAUGCUGCAGGCCCGGGCCCAUGCAGAGGGAGCCUGUGCAGACCCAGUGGAGUUGGAAGCGGCCCUGCAGCAACUGAAGGCUGUUCAUAAUGAGCAGAGCACAGAGAGCGCGCUGACUACAUCACAGGAGGUGCAGAGAUUAGAGGAGGUGGAAACUGACCAAUGUGAAGAAGCAUCGCAGGACAGGGAAAUGCCCCUGCCAAGUGGAUGCCCGCUGCAAUCUGAAACCAAUGACGACACAGAAAAUGAGCGGUGUGAGCGGCAAAGGGCAAUGAUUUUGGAUACGGCCACAGAGACCCAGCAUGUGGAGAUUGUUAACCUUCACCACUUUGAAGAUAACAAAAGCACAGAAGAAGAUAUGACCAGAUCCUUUAAAUACGCCAAUGAAAAUAGGUUCCAGAAUCCUGAUCCAGAGACGCCAAGCCCUGAGCGAAAAGGCGAGACAGAUGUGAUGCAGCAAAACAUCAGGGAGGAGAAGCUGGAGAAAAGACAAGAAUCCUACAAUCAGAUAACAGCAGAUGACAAGAAACACAACAAUAACAACCUGUUAGCUUCACCGAUGUUCACCAUGGUGAACAAUGACACGUGAGCGCCCACCUCGUCAUCCACAGCGUCGUCCCAUAGAGUCCAAAUGUAGCAAGUUUCCAACACUAUGAUGACAUCAUGGCAACAAGGAGAGUGAAAACUUCCAGCACAGUGACCAAAAAAACACAAAUCAUUUUAGGCAUAUUCAUAUCCUAUUAUAUCCCAAAGUUUUUCUAUAUAAGUAAGAUUUAUGGGCGUGUGUGUGUAUAUUAUAUUAUAUUAUGUAUAUUAUAUUAUGUUAUGUAUAUUAUAUUAUAUUAUAUUAUAUUAUAUUAUAUUAUAUUAUAUUAUAUUAUAUUAUAUUAUAUUAGUGUGUGUGUGUGUGUGUAUACAGGUGGUCCUCUGUUGGCGGCGUUCCAGGUUUCACUGUUUCGUGGUUACAUACGCACUGCCAUAAAUGAUUAAUCCAUCCAUCCAUAUUCUAUACCGCUUCAUCCUCAUUAGGGUCGCGGGGGCAUGCUGGAGCCUAAAUGAUUAAUAGUGUACAAAAACAAAAAGAAGUAGUUACGUGCAUCAUGCGUCGGCUGAUUAACACAUUUGCGGACAGGGGGAGUUCAGACAAUGUCACUUGUGUUCCUUUCAGUUAACUUUUUAACUAUAACCUCCAUUAUGUCUCCCGAGGCAGCGAGGCAGACUCGUCUGUUGGCAGUGCGGAAAACAAAAUGAAAUGACACACUGUGAGACGCUCAGUGGAGAAAUCCACAUUGGCUGCAUGUCCGGUCCAAGCUGCUGAAAUCCGGCUAUCAUUAUGAAGGAUAAAGACAGCAUCUUUGAACACGUGAAAGGAUCUUUUACUAUAAAAUGAACAAUGGUAAUGUAGGGAAGUGGUCUCAUUAUUGAGACUUCCUCCUCCCUAUAAGCUUGUCUCACUCCUUGCGACGCCCCUUCCAGUGUGCAAGACAACCACAUGGAUAAAAGUAAGGAGUUCUUUCUUUUUUAUGACUAUUUAAUUUAAUUAUUGUAUUAUUUUUUUUCUUAUAGUAUUUUUAUAUAUCCUUCAUGUGUUCUGUGUACAGUGUGAGUGACUUAGGAGUUAAUUAAUGUACUGUAUAAGAUCCGAUUUACACCAAAACUUGACUUACAUCACAGUCUAGGAACGGAACUCAUACAUAACCCAAGGACCACCUGUAUGACACAUUCUCGGAACCUGCUGAAUAAAAACCUGACGAGUCAAAAUCGAAAGUCGAAAUGCACUCAAAACUUGCUCAUUUUGCUCAAAAGGUAAGUAAACAAUGUCGAAGGAAAACUGCACUUUUUUAUUAUUAUUUUGCCCAUCAUCCACAAUCCGUAUGUGAAACAUAACCACACAUGUCUCUCUUUUUUGCACGUUCUAGAGAGAGAAAAACAGCUAGCAUGUGGGAGCUAACAAUGCAUGUUUGGUUUGGUUUAAUUUUAUUUGAACACAUAUGAAGGUUACAAUGGAGUACACCUCAUGAAUCAUUUCACAUGGAAUGGGACACACCUAUUUUGACUUUAAAGCCCUAAAAAAGAAACUCCAAAAAAUGUCAACAAUGUUCUAUUUACAUAACUGACCUGUAUAUAAACCAAGCUACAGCGACAUUGUUGUUGUAGCAGCUAACAUGAAGAACUGUUUUUUUGGUGUAGUGAUGCAGUGCCUCUCGCCACUAGCGAGAGGUAGCGAGCCCACCCCAAAACAGUGCCAUAGGACACCAAUCUGUACUGGCUGGGAAACAAGCACAAGCAUAUGAACAACUAUGAAUAGACAACCAAAUUAUCUGUAAAGUAUUGGCCCACAUUCCAUGUUUUGUUUAUACAUGGCUCGAUGGACUGUGUUGUGAUAUCAUGUGCUAUGUGCUCCAUGUAUCAGAAUCAAUAUCAUGGUGACUUACUCGAUGGACAGUUAGUUGUCCAUCUGGUACAUCUGGUAUGGGGUGUCUUUUCCAGUUUAUUUUGGGUAGGUGGAAUAAAGUUCCUAUCCCUGCGGGGUUUGUUAGAUAACAAUUCUUUGUUCGUUGUGAUGCAGUCUCUUGGAGGAGUGUCCUCCUCGCCAUACAUUCGAAGCCUUUCCAUCGAUGGUAAGACUAGUGCAGCUCCAUAUUUACAGCACCAAGUCAUGCCGGUGUUCAUGACUUGCCCCCCAUCUGCUACGAAGUUUCACCCAUGACGUGCAUUGUUAGCUCCCUCAUGCUAACUGUUUUUCUCUCUUUAGAACACACAAAAAGGGGAAAGACGUGUGCUCAUGUUUCACAUAGUGUGGAUGAUGGGCAAAAUUCCCCCCAAAAAUUGCAGUUUUCCUUUAAAGUAUAUGAAAAAUAGUGGCAAAUAAAACCUUGCACUCACAAAGCAUCCAUGCCAGUGAUAACGAUCGUGAUGAUUGGACACCGCAUGACAUUUAGAUAUCAAUACAUAAUGAACUUAACGUGGUAUUCACAUGGAGUAAUUUCACCCCGUAAUUAUAGCCAAGCUUCUUGCUUUGCAACUGGUGUGUGUUAGAAGCGAAACGGACGGCGUUUAAGACGCUUCCUACGCUAAGUAACGAGCGUGACGGCGGCCGACACGAAAGGUAUCGAUUGUUAUGGCUUCCCAAAGUUCCUGUAAUAAAACGUUAUUAAGGCGAUAUGUAGUGAUAUGUAAAAACCAUGUGGUGUCCAGUCAUCACGAUUGUUAUCACUGACAUGCAUGUUUUGUGAGUGCAAGGUAUUGUAUUGUAUUGUAUUUGCCACUAUUGUUAUGAACUUAAUAUUGAACAGUUAUCUUUUUACAUGUUUUUUAUGAUACCGGUUUUGAGGUAUGUAUGUGAACAUAUAUACAGUGUAUGUGUAUAUAUAUAUAUAUAUAUAUAUGUUUCUAUAUGUAUAAAUGUACAUAUUCUGUGUAUAUAUGAGUAUAUGUGUACAUAAAUGUAUGUGUUUAUAUAUGUAGAAAUGUACAUAUACUGUAUAUAUGUACUGUAUGUAUAUGUGUACAUAUAUGUACAUGCAGUAAAUACGUACGUAUGUGCUGAGAAGUUGUACAUGAGCCGGAAAUGCCAUUUGACUAUUUCCUUGAUCAACUAUUUUAAACGGAAUGGGAAAAUCUUUCUAAAUGUUCUGAACUCCUGCUUCCCUGCUAUGUAGUAUUGAGCAGAAUAAGGUUGCACAGAGGAGUCAUAGGCAAAGGUCUGCUUGGAUGUAGCCCAGCUUCCCAUAGCUGAUGUUUUCGCAAGCUAUUUAGUUAACACUGACUCAACAGUAUUGAUUGCAGCCUCAUUGUAUGUUCCAUUGUUGAUGUUAUUUAUCAACAACCAGUUGAUGGCCAUCCACAUUUAAAACAUUUGCGAAGUUUUCAUGUAAGUAUGCCUUGUGUGUAUAUGAAGGAUAUAUUUUGCUUUGUGUUUUGCAAAUGCACUGCGAUAUGUAAGUUGUGGUGCUGUCAGCCUGCUCGUCACGAGAGUUGCGGCCAUUUUUGUUGCCAACGUUUAAGAAUUAAUAACACAAUGCAGUACAGAAAGAGUAUGUUAUAAGGUGCACACAGUGAAAGAAACUGCUUAGCUACAUUAGUUUGUAUGAAGGAGUAUUUAGGCCACAGUUUAAACGAAAACAGAAUUGUAAAAUAUGAUCGUCGGAAUGUUGCGAGUUAAUCGUAUGAAAAUUAACUUAAAGUGGAAUUUUUGUCCUUGGUUUGACAACCAAAAAAUAUAAUCUCAAAAGAAAACAUAUUUUUAAAGAUGUAAUUUUACGGAAAAACGUCUUUUUAAAACACAUAUUCGCACGAUAAAAAAUGUCAACAUAAAUCUCUUUUGAAGACAUAACUUUAUGGAAAAACUUCUUUAAAAAAAAAAACAAUCUCAUGAACAUUUUUUUUUAAGAAAAAAUACUUGUUUUUGACAGAAUCUUUGGGGGAAAAAAGUUUUAAAAAAUCUAGUAUCUCACCAAAAAAUCAUUUUUUAAGACAUACCUUUUGGAAAAUCAUCUUUUUUUAAGGCAUAGUCUCAUAAAAACUUGUUUAAGACAAUAAUACAACAAACAGAAAAUAUAUUUUGUUUUUUUGGUGGUUUCCUGGUUGAUUUUGUUUAGACAUUUUUGUCACUCAGUGGUUGCCGUUGUAAGAUGUCAUCAGGAGAUGGGUUGACAUUUUGGAUGAGUAUUUCUUGUAGCAGGAUAUGAGUCAGAAAACAGCACAUGUAUGAAGCAAUAAGUAGGACUUGAGGACAUAAAAGACAUGUAAGAGAUGUAAAAACUGUAAAAAUUAAAAAUAAUUUAUGUACACAUUAAAAAGGAAAAAGCAAAUAUAUUAUAGAUAUUAUUAUUAAUGUUAAUUAGGUUCAAUAUGCAAAAAGUUCAUACCCCAUGUGUUUUAUAUUGUGAAAUAAA